AUGGCGGGAUACCAGCUCUGGUCGCCGUGGACCCCUCUGGACGAGAGCUUCCAAUGGCUGCGGCACACAACACCCACCCCUUCAUCCAAGCACCCCUUUCGGGCUUCCCCCUGCCUGCCACACACCCCUUCUGACCUUGAGGUUCAGCUGUGCUUUCAAGAGGUCACUCUAGUCCUGGACAACCAGCUCCUGGAGACCGGGGCGAGUCCCCAGCUGCCCUGCCACACGUCAGAGCUCCGGCCGGCCACCGCCAAGAAGGGGCUGGUCCGCAAGCCACAGCCCAUCCGCCUCAGGGGAGUGGACUCUGUCUUUGGCAGAGUGGUCACCGCUCAGCCACCUAAGUGGACGGGGACCUUCAGAGUCUCGGACAGGUCAGCCUUCUGCAAGAUCAUCAGCAGAGAGCACCAGUGGCCCACCGGGCUGAAGGAGCCGCAGAUCCAGAUGACGGUGGCCAUGUGUAAGCAGAUGCUGCGGUCCAUCCUGCUGCUCUACGCCACCUACAAGAAGUGCACCUUUGCCCUGCAGCACUCCAAGUAG
Sorex fumeus (smoky shrew) is the source of this 537-nucleotide messenger RNA. It is a transcript of the gene FANCD2OS, whose product is annotated as FANCD2 opposite strand. The coding region runs from base 1 to 537 and encodes 178 amino acids. The transcript has a single exon. The record is from RefSeq and is a predicted model, not a curated record. Lineage: Eukaryota; Metazoa; Chordata; Mammalia; Eulipotyphla; Soricidae.